Xiphophorus hellerii (green swordtail) is the source of this 3537-nucleotide messenger RNA. RefSeq names its product elastin microfibril interfacer 3b (gene emilin3b). NCBI's taxonomy places the organism in Eukaryota, Metazoa, Chordata, Actinopteri, Cyprinodontiformes, Poeciliidae. Gene Ontology annotation, molecular function: protein binding. Gene Ontology annotation, cellular component: extracellular matrix. The coding region runs from base 500 to 2860 and encodes 786 amino acids. The transcript is spliced from 6 exons. The record is from RefSeq and is a predicted model, not a curated record.
CACACACACCCUCACUCGUGCAGAGAGCCGAUUGCUGGGAGGGUCGAGCGUUGUCGGCAGGUCUUGAACAAUCUUGCACGUGUGUAUCUGGAGCUUGAAUUUUAGAUGCUUUCUUCCCUUAUCUUCUUCUUUCUUCUGCUCUCCUCUUCCUCCUCUCCCCUCCUCCCGAUCACCUUUGGGUUGUUUUCCUUGCCUUUUUCCCCUCCCCUCCCCUCUUCAUCCUCUAUGCCUUUCUGACUUGCAUGUUUAGUGUGCUCAGACCUUUCUUGCGUUUCUUGAAAAAUUGAAAGUGCACACGGGACAGGAUGCUAUAGCAGUUUGGGCUCCAUGUGUCCUUCAGGGUCCACUAAAGAAAACAAGACUCCACUUGUAGCAAAAGAUGACUUUAUAUACCGUUAUGUGGAACUAAAGCUGUUACUUUUUUAACCUGUCUGCAUCACUAGGCACUUGCUUUUUUGAGACUCUGGGACUGAUCAGGCUUUUUUUUUUAAUCACAACAAUGUGGAGCAAACUGUGCCAGCUUUCAGCACAGAUCUUUCUCUUGGGAGUGAUGCUGUCAGUGGUGAACAGCAAAGGGACUUUGUAUGGAGGCCACAUCAACCCAUUCUAUGGAAGCCGAUACAACCUCUACAAAGCUGGACUCAAUCCUCAGUACUCACCAAACAAGCCUAUGACCCGCCACAAAAACCACUGUGCUUACAUGGUUCAGAAGAACAUCACCUGCAUCCUCCAGGAUGGAGUGGAAACCUAUGUGAAGGCCGAAUACACCACCAAGUGCAUCUGGGGUCAGAAAUGCCCUGUAAUCAUGUACAGAACAUUUCACAGGCCAACAUAUAAAGUGGGGUAUAAGACUGUGACAGAACUCGAAUGGAAAUGCUGCCCUGGUUACUCUGGUGAAGCUUGCCAUGGUGGGCCCACAUCACUACCUGACAUCAUAGGUCCCCAUCGCCCCGGUAUUAAGGGAUUUCCUCAUGGACCAAGACCUCCAGUGGACCAGAAGCCUGGAGGAGCUCCAUUGGAUCCAGGCAAACUCUUCCCUGGAGGAAAACCUAACUAUGGAGUGACAGGUGAACGUUUGGACCGCAUGGAGCUGGACCUACGUCGCCUCACCCAGGGUCUAGAAACCCUCAAUGGUGUGGUGACUGGCCUCGAGGAGCGACUUCGAACAUCCCUCCGUGAAGAAACCAACAAAUUACUGGUGUCCCUGCUGACCAACCCUCCAAGAACACCGGACUCAACGGUGGGAUUCGGGGUGAUCCCAGAUGGAUUGGAAGGAGGAGGAACCAUAACUGGAUUUGGAGACUUAGCAGGCAGAGUGACUGAAGUGAGGGAUGAGCUGCGAGCCAAGUCUCACAUUUUGGAAGAAAUCCAGGGCAUGGUCAUAGGUCAUGAUGGCCAGCUGAAGAAACUGUUGGAUGGAGCCACCGGCAAACCCAUCCCUGGUCCAGGCUCAACCUCUUAUCUGGACGAGAUCUUGGAUAUUAAGUUAGCUGGUGUGAGAGCUGAGAUCCUCGACGGCUUUGAACGCCGUCUUACUGGCAUGGAGAACCACUGUGAGGAGAAGAUUGGGGAGAUGCAGCGGCAGUGCCAAAAGGAGCACUUGGAUGGCCAGGAGCAAAUGCAGCAAUCUCUGGACGGCAGAGAAACUGGCCUAAGGGAGGAGUUGGGCACCUUGCAAGCUCAGAUUCAGGGUCUAACUCUGACUGAGAGCUGUUGUGGACAGGUGAACAGCUUGUCUGAGCGCAUGUUGCGGCUAGAAGAAUCUGUAAAAGAUAUAACCGAAUCCCAGAGGCAGCUGCAGACGGUCCUCUCUGACCAAACCCUUCACAUAGAGACCCUAGUCGAGACACGUCUGGUGGACAUGGAAGGUAGACUGAAUGCCACCAAUGGUGAACCUGGUGGGGUUGAAGGGUUUCAUAGUGGUCUGGAUGGCUUCAAAACCUUGCUUGAAGACAAGUUGAAGACUCUAGAGGAGAGGGUGUUUGUGGCAGUGGAAGAACUAAGCAAUGCUACAACUCCUGCUCUACUGGAGGGUCAGGUGGUUCCUGCACUGGAGACAGAAAUUGACUCAGUAAGGAGGAGAGUAGAAGGAGACUUGAGUGGAAUUCAGAAACAGCUAUUAGACCUGGAGCUCCUUUGCACUUCCAAUUGUGCCCAGUCCACCCCACAAGAGGAAGUUAUCACAGACACCUUAACAGGUGAGGAAUGUAAAGGAAUGGAUAAGAAGAUGAUAAACCGUUUGGACUCCCAUUCUACCCAGCUGGACCACCUAAACAACACCUUGAAUAACCUGCUACUCCGCAUUGCUCAGGAGGAAUCAGAGGGCUCCGUUCAAGGAGAGAUCACCCUGCUAAAGGUCAACAUAAACUCUGUGAACCGCACUCUCAAGGGCCUGAAAGACUCUAUUAGCUUCAUUGCAACUGAAGUGGGCCAUGCUAACUCCUCGUGGGAGCAGAAGGAACAUCAAAUUGUCAACCAAGUGCAAGGAAUCACCAAACUCAUGGGCCAUCAGGCUUCCCUUCUUGGAGCAAGCGAGAGGCGAUUGGCAGAGCUUCGGGGUGAGCUAGCAGCUCUGAAGAGACAGUUGUCAGGGGGGCUACAAGGCUGCCGCAGCACAGCAAUGGAGGUGCAGAAAGAGGUAAAGGUCGUUGACAGCAGAGUAAGCCAGGUGGAGAGCCAGUGCAGCAGCCUUGGGGAACUUGCAGAGAACCUGGAAAGAAUCAGGGCAGAGCUGGAGAAACACUCUGUUGCCAUUCUGAGGCAGGUGAACGGUACAAUGACCUCUCAUUCAGAGCAGCUGGAUGAUCUGAAAGGUGACUUUGCAUCCAAGGAUGCCACCAAACAAAACAAUGACCAGUAGCAUUUAGGCUACAGUUUUUAUAAGAAAGACACUGUAUGUGUGCUUCUGACUAGGCCCAAGUGCCUUAUUUUUUUGUUUCUGUCUCUCUUGUUCAUAUAGCAUUUGCACAGAUGCAAAUUACUGCAACUGGUAAAGGCUAUCUCACAUAAGCAUCUUUUUCCAGUGGCUCCAGAUCUGCUAAACAAGAAAAACUUCUUUCCGAUUCUGUAACAUGGCAAAAAUAUUUCCAUAACUGUUUUUUGUAGGGUAUUUGUUUGUAUUUCUCUUGAGUAUUAUGAUUGUGUAUGUGCUAUCAUUUUAACUUAUAUGAAGUGACUGCAUAAUGAUGACGUUAAAAUGUUUUUAUGGAGAAAUACUAACAAAAGAGAAAAUGCUGCUACAGGUUUCUGCUGACAAGCAUACCUGACACCAUCCAUGUGGAUACUAGCCUUGUCUUUUAAAAAAAAAAAACAAAUACUGUAUGUCAACUUGGUGCUAUGUACAUUGUUUUUCAUCUUUGUUUUAAAUGUGUUUAAGAAUUGCUUACAUACAUAUCUGCUUAAAGAGUUGCCCAUAUUUCCAGACCCAUUGCUCUAAAUUACAGAGGUGUUCCACGAUUGACCAUAAGGGGACAGUGAGAGCACAUUACAUGAUAUUGAAAUCAAAAUGAAAAUGAAAUAAAAUCUGAAUUUUCAAGA